AUGGAAGAAGAAUAUAAUAUUGAAACGCAGGACCCAGUUGCGAACGAUGUGGUAAACCGUGCUAAUGAAGGAAAUGAAAAUUUAGUGGACAGUGCUAAAGAUUUCGGUGAUGUAGUGGCCUACGACGAGAAUUACGAGGACGAGGAAGGUGGUAACAGCUUCCGUGGAGGCCGAGGACGCGGCAGCUUCAGAAGCAGAGGCCGUGGACCCCCGCCUGGCUGGAUGAAUGGGCCCCCUAUGCGGUUCAGAGGACGCGGAUACGGACCAGGAGGCCCCCCGAUGCGUGGACGAGGAUUCUUUAGAGGCCGUGGCGGCCCACGAGGUUUUGGGCCCAACAAUGGACCUAAUUUUGAUAAUAACUGGGGCCCGAUGGGACCCCCACCGCCGGGUAUGAUGGGUGGGCCCCCGCCUGGUAUGAUGGGUGGACCCCCUCCGUUUGGGCCCCCGCCCGGUAUGAUGCCGCCCGGUGGUCCAAUGGGUCCUCCUCCAAAUAUGAUGGGUCAGCCACCGCCAUUUGGUGGCCCGCCUGGCAUGCCACCGCCAAAUAUGCAACAGAACCCAGAGCUAUGGGUAGAAACCAAGUCGGAUGAAGGCAAGCCCUACUACUACCACGCUAGGACUCGGGAGACAACUUGGACCCGCCCACAGGAGGGCCCCAACUGCAAAGUUAUAUCACAAGCUGAAAUGGAGGCCAUGGUCGCUUCAGGUAUGGUUUUCCCAACAGGCGGUCCAAUGAACAUGGCGGGGCCCCAGCAAGUGCCUAUGAACGGGCCCAUGGGUGGCGGGGGCCCCAUGGGCGGGCCGAUGGGAAUGAUGCCUAACGGUGUAAUGCCGAAUGUGAUGCCGCCUGGAGUACACAAUGCACCCCCUCAAGGGAACGUGCCACCAUUUAUGUCGCAGCCACCCCCGUGGGUCAAAGAAGGAGGUGCAAAGGAUAAAGAAGAAGAGAGUCCCGCGGAGAAUGAUGAGCUUCCUCCCGGAGAGAGCGCGCCCAUACAACCAACUCCUAAUGGUAACAUGUUCCCGGGCCCCAACAACGGUCCCCCGGGCGCGGGUGGUCCGGGCCCCGGUGUGUCGGGUCCCCCCGGGUACGGUGGGUAUCCGGGGGCCGGGUACCCCCCGCCGGGAUGGCCCGGCUGGUCCAACUGGCCCCCUCCACUCGUGGGACAACCACCACCUAAUAUGAAUAAUGCUCCUGCUACUGAUAAUAAUACUAACGCCCAGCCACUGGCCGGUCGCCCGACCAGUCCAUCGUCAGAGCCGACCAUCAUCUCGGACUCCCCCACUCCACUGCAACAACCACCCAAGAAGGAGGAACUUGUGAUAACUCCCGAACUAAUAGCGGCGGCGGGAGAAUGGACGACGCACCGCGCCCCCGACGGGCGCCCCUACUACUACAACGCGGGGAAACAAGAGUCCGUCUGGGAGAAACCUAAACCCAUGAAGGAACUUGAAGAGUUGCGAGCUAAAAUAGCGCUGGAGAAGGGCGAACCGAUUGAGAAGAAAAAUGAUAAGAAAAUGGAUGUCGAUGACAGCAAGAUUGAGGUAAUCGAUGUCGAAGCUCAUGCAGAGGCCCAAGCGGCUGCAGAAGCCGAGCGCGCCGCGGCCGCCGAGCGAGCUCGCCGCGCGGCCGAGCCAGCAGCUCGCCAGGACGAACCUCGCCACGAGGACAAACCCGCGGCAGCCGGCGACAAUAAGGACAAGGACAAAGAGAAGGAAAAGGACAAAGCCAAGCAGGACCGCAGCCGACCUAUAUCCAGCACGCCUAUAUUAGGGACGCCAUGGUGCGUGGUGUGGACGGGCGACGGGUCGGUGUUCUUCUACAACUCGGCCGCGCACUCGUCCGUCUGGGAGCGGCCCGCGCUACUGCUGGGCCGCGCCGACGUCGACAAGGCCGUCAGCCAGCCGCCGCCCGCGCUGCUGGAGCUGCAGCGAAAGGACGCGGCGGCGGCCUCGGGUAACAAGGCGGCUAACGGCGAGCUGAAGCGAACUGCUGAGCCCAACACCGAAGAAGCUGAUGCUGCCAAGAAGACUAAGGUUGAUGAUGAGAAGCCCGCGCACAACUCGCUGUCGGGCGCGGGCACGAUCCUGGUGGGCGCGGCGGCCGCCGUGGAGGCCGAGGUGCGCGCCGCGCGCGAGCGGGGCUCGCUGCCGCACCCGCAGCGCUUGGCCGCCUUCCUGCGCAUGCUGCAGGAGAAGGACGUCUCCGCGUUCUCCACCUGGGAGAAGGAGCUGCAUAAGAUCGUCUUCGAUCCAAGAUAUCUCAUGUUGAACUCGAAGGAGAGGCGACAGGUGUUCGACCAGUAUGUGCGCGACCGUGCCGAGGAGGAACGCAAGGAGAAGAAGAACAGACUCCAGCAGAAGAAGGUCGCCUUCAGGGCGCUCAUGGACGAGGCCAAGCUGCACUCCAAGUCAUCGUUCAGUGAGUUUACGUCGAAGCACGGUCGGGACGAGCGCUACAAAGGUAUAGACAAGGCGCGCGACAGGGAGACGUACUUCAAUGAAUACCUCGCCGAGCUGAGGAAGAAGGAGAAGGAGGAGAAGGAUAAGGCCAGAGAACAGAUGAAAGUCGAGUUCAUUGCGCUGCUGAAAGAGAAGGGCGUGGACAGACAUUCCCGUUGGAUCGACGCCAAGAAGAAGAUCGACAGCGACCCUCGAUACAAAGCUGUGGAGGGAUCUAAUCAGCGGGAGGACUAUUUUAAGGAGUAUUGCAAGAUGGUCAAAGAGGAACGCAAGAAGGAAAAGGAUGGGAAGGAUAAGAAACGCGAGCGUACAGGCGGCAAGAAAGAGAAACGGGAGAAGGAACGAGAGAAAGACAAGGAGGAGAAGAAGGAAGUAAAGAAAGAGAAGAAAAAGGAGAAGGGAGACGAGCCGCAGCCAGAGGAGGUAGAGGAACCGGAUACGGAGGAGGUGGAGGGCGGGAGUGACGCAGAGACGGCGGCCAGGGAGAAGGAGGCUCGGGCACAGGCCUCCAUCAAGGAGAGGGAGCGGGAGGUGCAGCGGGCGCUCGCCACUAGUUUAAGGGACAGGGACAAGGAGAGGGAGUACCAUAAGAGGGACGAGGCUGUGCAGCAUUUCAACGCGUUGCUAGCGGAUCUAGUAAGGAACCCAGACUUAUCAUGGCGAGAUGCAAAGAAACAGCUCAAAAAGGACCACAGAUACAGCCUGGCUGAACUACUCACUAAAGAUGACAAGGAGCGACUGUUCAUGCAGCACACGGGCGCGCUGGGCGGGCGGCGGCGCGACAAGCUGCGCGCGCUGCUGGCGGAGCGCGGCGUGGCGUGCACGGCGCACUGGCGCGACGUGCGCGCCAUGCUCACCGCCGAGCCCACCGCGCCGCUCUACUCCAGCGCCACGCAGAUGGAACGUGAAUUCCGCGAUUACCAGCGGGACAAGCAGUCAGCCGCGAAGACGGCGAUGCGCCAGUUGCUGCAGGAGACCAGGUCCAUCACACACAAGUCACUGGCCGCGGUCAAAGACAACCCUAAUGCGCUGCAACAUGUAUUAGAUGCGCUCAAACACGAUGCCAGGUACACAGCCCUGGACCACAUCCCGGAGGAGAGGCAGGCGAUCCUGACGAGCUACCUCGAGGAACUGGAGAAGAAAGGACCCCCCCCGCCUCCCACCGCCACCGAGCCCAGCCGGAGAGCGAAGCAAUGA
Spodoptera littoralis (African cotton leafworm) is the source of this 3660-nucleotide messenger RNA. The record is from the annotation of a GenBank genome assembly. Lineage: Eukaryota; Metazoa; Arthropoda; Insecta; Lepidoptera; Noctuidae.